Cooperia oncophora is the source of this 636-nucleotide messenger RNA. The record is from the annotation of a GenBank genome assembly. NCBI's taxonomy places the organism in Eukaryota, Metazoa, Nematoda, Chromadorea, Rhabditida, Trichostrongylidae.
AUGUUUUCAGGAGGAGUCAUCAGCAAAGAGCAAUGUCGAAUCGGAGACGACUGUGGCAGUUGUGUAAUUACUCAAGAAGGCGACAAAUGUACGGAGGAAAUCACACAAGAGUCACUAUAUUGUGAUGUAAAAACAAACAAGACCGACUUGCAUGAAAAUGCAUUUCUCAUCUGCAAUCUGCUCAAAAAUCGGAUAGAACGUAAGAUCUGCGGCACUGGUCAGUACUUCAUCGAUGGUAAAUGUCGAAACGGUCAUGUUCGCUACAAACGGCAGGGCAUAGCCGGCUCAGGACGAGUCGGCGAUUUCUGCUCGUUCAACACCGAUUGUCUCACGCAGGCAAUGGCUAACGUAAAGACGGCAAUGGAGGGCGUUUACGACCUGCACCCAGCCGCUGAUGGAAUUUGCUGUCCUAAUCGGGCGUUUACCUGCAUUCAACCGAAACGUGAGGCAGACACCGGCUCAGCCGCACCGGCAGGUGUGCGACCGCGUUGGUGGUACAAUGCCGUCACAGGCACCUGUGAGCAGUUCAUGUGGGAUCCAUGGGAUGAGACCGAGAUGCAAUCGCCCAACAACUUUAAGACUCGUGAACACUGCGAAUCCUACUGCAGAGACAGUGAGUUUGAAUGUUUCAUAUGA